Messenger RNA from Protopolystoma xenopodis, 165 nucleotides. Lineage: Eukaryota; Metazoa; Platyhelminthes; Monogenea; Polystomatidea; Polystomatidae. The record is from the annotation of a GenBank genome assembly.
UUGCUUGGGCAACUGGUGGGGCCAGUUGAGGCGUCUCGUGCACACGACACGAGCUCGACAGGCAGUCUGGCCUCUCGUGAGCGUCUCUGCAGCGGGCUCGGUACCGCAGCGCUGGCACCGCGACGCCAGCUUGGCUACAUUCGCCACGGCAACAUGAGAGGCUGA